Messenger RNA from Hibiscus syriacus, 843 nucleotides. RefSeq lists its product as uncharacterized. The transcript has 3 exons. Bases 40 to 813 code for a protein of 257 amino acids. NCBI's taxonomy places the organism in Eukaryota, Viridiplantae, Streptophyta, Magnoliopsida, Malvales, Malvaceae. The record is from RefSeq and is a predicted model, not a curated record.
UACAUAGUUUCAUCCAAGUCUUCAUCAAGAAGAUAUAAUAUGGGAAGCUUGGAAGAGGAACAGCUGGUUCAAAUGGUUCAUGACUUCAUAGAAUCAGAACCAUCUUCACCCAUUCUUUCUUCUGUCUCAAAUCAUCUUCCAUCUCAGAUUUCUACUUUACAGGAGAUUCUUAGGAGUGGGACAGAUUUUGAGAGAGAGGUUAUGGAGAUUGUGUUGAAGCAUAUCAGAAGCAAAAGGGAUGUCCAAAGAAGUAGUGGUUUGAAGAAAUGGCUCAAAAUGAAUGGUUUUGAUGCUUCUUUAUGUCGAACUUGUUGGGUUUCUUCCUCAGGAUGUCCUGCUGGUGAUUAUGAGUACAUCGAGAUGGUAAAGGAGAACGAAAAUGGUGACACUGAGAGGUUCAUAGUAGACAUAGAUUUCAAGUCCCAAUUUGAACUGGCAAGGCCUUCACCAACUUACAAGGAGUUAACAGACGCGCUUCCAUCCAUCUUUGUUGGAAGUGGAGAAAAGCUGAGGAAUGUUAUAUCAGUGGUUUGCUCCGCCGCCAAACAAUCGUUUAGAGAGGCGGGACUCCAUCUACCACCGUGGAGGACUACCACCUACGUGCACUCCAAAUGGCUUUCUGCAACUCGUAAAGUCGGUGGUUGUGGCAGAGCAGAGGGGGAACAACCUACACCGAGAGGUGAAGUGGUGGGUUUAGGGAAAUGGGCACCUCCAACUCCAAUGGUAAAGCCGAAGGGGCAGAGAAGGGAAUUGGGUGGGGGUGGGUCUGCCUUGUCUAGUCAGUUUUCAAAUACGGGCAUCAACUGCUGCUGAUAUAUAGCCAGAUUGCUUCAGGGUUCUAAA